Molecule: messenger RNA, 1323 nt
Organism: Dioscorea cayenensis subsp. rotundata (Guinea yam)
Lineage: Eukaryota; Viridiplantae; Streptophyta; Magnoliopsida; Dioscoreales; Dioscoreaceae
Product: cytochrome P450 71A1-like
Exons: 2
Coding region: 16-1323 (435 amino acids)
Molecular function (GO): monooxygenase activity; heme binding; oxidoreductase activity, acting on paired donors, with incorporation or reduction of molecular oxygen
Source: RefSeq, a predicted model, not a curated record
AAAUAUGGCCCUAUCAUGAACCUUCAACUUGGCCAAAUCCCUGCCUUCAUUGUAUCAUCUCCUGAGAUUGCUUCUGAGAUCAUGAAAACUCAUGAUCUUAAGUUUUGUAGCAGACCUACAACUCUAGUAAUGAAGAAAUUCUCCUAUGGUGGACUAGAUAUCGCCUUUUCGAAGUACGGUGUGCAGUGGAGGCAGAUGAGGAAGCUUGGAAUGUUGGAGAUCUUUAGUACGAAGAGAGUGCAGUCCUUUAAGAGUGUGAGAGAAGAAGAAGUUCAUAUCUUGAUCCAAAGUAUAAGACAUUCUUGCUCUCAAACAGUGAAUCUCAGUGACAUGUUUCUUUGCAUGAGUAACAAUAUAAUUUGUAGAGAAGUGUUUGGAAAGAGGUUCUCUGAUGAUGGAGAGUGCAAUAGAAGUGAACAUCAUGAUCUUGUUUUGGAGAUAAUGGAGUUGAUUGGUGGGUUUUCUCUUGGAGAUUUCUUCCCUUCUUUGAAAUACUGGCUCAAUUUGUUCACUGGUUGGCAUGGAAAGCUUGAGAGAAACUUUAAGAGAAUGGAUGAACUUUUUGAGAGAGAGAUUGAGGAGCAUUCUUCGAGUUUGUAUGAUGAUCAUGGACAUGAAGAAGAAGACUUCCUUGAUGUGUUACUAAAGUUGCAGAAAGAUUUUAGUCUUGGCUUCUCCCUCACCAAAGAUCAUAUCAAAGCAAUCCUCAUGAACAUGUUCCUUGGUGGAACGGAUACCUCAGCAUUGACUUUAGAAUGGGCGAUGACUGAACUCAUGAGAAAUCCGACAUUGAUGAAGAAAGCACAAGAUGAAGUCAGAGGAGUUGUAGGAAGUAAAGGAAAGGUGGAAGAGAGUGAUCUUCAACAACUUCAAUAUAUGAAACUUAUUGUAAGUGAGACUCUACGUUUACAUUGUAUUGCUCGUUUGCUACUCCCUCGAGAGAGCAUGGAGGAGUGCCAGGUGAAUGGCUACAUUAUCCCAGAGAAAUCUAGAGUUUACAUAAAUGCAUGGGCAAUAUGCAAUGAUCCAAAAGCCUGGGAAAACCCUGAAGUUUUCAUGCCAGAGAGAUUUGAAGGGAAUGAUAUAAGUUAUAGAGGACAACAUUUUGAGUUUAUACCUUUUGGUGCUGGCAGGAGGAUUUGCCCAGGAAUGCAGAAGGGUAUAGCUGUUGUGGAGAUUACACUUGCUAACAUGCUGUAUCAUUUCAAAUGGAAAACUCCUUCUGAGACUGGUUAUAAAGGUAUUGAUACCAGGGAGUCUUUUGGAGUUGUUCUUCAUAAGAAGUCACCACUAGUCCUUCAGGCUGCACCUAUAGAGACAUAA